Diatraea saccharalis (sugarcane borer) is the source of this 2933-nucleotide messenger RNA. Lineage: Eukaryota; Metazoa; Arthropoda; Insecta; Lepidoptera; Crambidae. The record is from the annotation of a GenBank genome assembly.
UUUUUUGUUCUUUGGCUGUUGCCAAUGCCAAGAUAAGGUUUUUCGAACAAAACUUUAGCAAGUCAUCGGCGUUUUCGAGGAAGGCUUUUAUUGGUUUGUAAAAACAUAAUAUCAGCAAUACUGCAAUAAUUAUGUCAGUUAAUAAAGAAGAUACACUGCGUCAGUUUUGUGACGUGACUGGUGCGGAUGAGGAACGAAGCAAAUUCUUUUUGGAAUCUUCUAAUUGGCAAUUGGAAAUAGCUUUAUCAAGUUUCUAUGAACACGGAGGGAAUGUGGACGAAGUACCCACAAAUCCAACAGCUCGAGCCUCACCACCAACAUUGUCAGAUAGUGAUAUGGAGUCACCCCCGGCAUCGCCAGCACGUCCCCAAAAAAAAGAUAAAAAGAAGAAUACAUCAAAAUUUGCAACUCUUGAUUCAUUACAAAAUGAUAGUUCAAGCCAAGAUGAUGAAGUGUUGAAAUACAUUAAACUGCAAACGGAAUUUAUUGUUCAAGAGUUCUUUUGUGACAAAGCAUCUUGCUCCAAAAAAGAUAAAAAGAAUGUAAAGUUUAAUUCAGACACAGAUAAAGAUCAGGAAAUAAUUAAUUUGAAAAAUGAAAUUAUUAGAUUGACAAUUGAAAAUGUUGAGCUGAAGAAUGAAAUAGCAAGACUAAAGUCGAAUAAAGAAUCAGGUCAAGCAUUUUAUGCGGGUGGUUCGGAAAGAUCAGGCCAGCAAAUACUGGGACCUGGUAAAGGAAGGAAAGACUUUGUCACUGAAAUGUUUAAGAGUGUGAGAGAGCGUGGGGCGGUGGCAUUCGACGACGAUCCCUCGCCAUCUGCUAGCAGAGGCCGUGCCAUAUUCUCUGGUGUCGGGUACAGGCUUGGUCAAACUUCAGAUGAUCAUGAGCAAAUCACUCCAACAAACACACAAUCCUCACAGCAACAAGAGCAAUUGCGCUCUGUUCGUCUACGAUUGUAUCGCGAGGGAUUCACCGUAGACAACGGCCCGCUGAGACUUUACACUGACCCGGAGAAUGCGGAGUUCCUCAACUGUAUAAGGAGAGGUGAGAUGCCGUCAGAGUUGUCUAGCGAGGGCGGCGGCGUGCGCGUCAGCCUCGAGGACCGCUGGCACGAGGAGUACUCGAGGCAGCCGCAGCGCCCAACACCGACGACUGUGGGAGCAACGGCGCCAGUAGCUGCAGAUCCUAACGACAGAGCGGCCAACCAACGAGCCGCCCAGGAAUCUGUCCAGUUGGACCACUCCCGCCCCCUCACCACUGUACAGUUCCGUCUAGCUGACGGUAGCCGUAUAACAGGUCAGUUCAAUCACAGUCACACCGUGGCGGACCUCCAUCAGUACGUGUCGAGAGCUGAACCCUUGUACCAGCUGCAACCGUUCGUUCUACUGACCACAUUCCCGAGCACCGAACUGACUGAUCCUGCAGCGACAUUAGCCCAAGCCAAUCUACUUAACACUACUCUCCUACAAAGACUGAAGUAGUCAUAGAAGCGCUAGUAAUUAAACUUUUAGUUUUGGCUCAGUGGCUUAGGCCCAGUUUUCUGAUCCAUGGUUAACUCAACCAUUUGUUAAAAUCUUUGACAAAUGGUUAAAUAUCAGAAAAAUAUGUUUUUUGAUUAAUAGUUAGCCUAACCAAUUGUCAGAAUUACAUACAACCAUUUGUCAAAAAACCAACAACCAACACUGGAAGCUAGGUUAAGUAAAUGACCAAUGGUUAAAAGAACAGAUGUACAACUGCGUUGUAUUUACUUGGUCUCUUGUUAUUGUUUUAUAUGUUGUUUUUAUAACCUACAUGAUUUCGUAGUGAAUUUGGACAUUAGCUUCUUUUGGGAUUUCGUUUUAUGAUGCAAUUUCAUAGGAAAAUAUUAAUUGUCAUUUUUGGGUUAUAGUGUUAUUGAAAAUAAGUUAUAUUUACAUCUUGAUCAUCCUUAGUAUAUUUGUACUAUAUAAAAUAUUUUUUCUUGUUUCCACGGGCGUAUGCCAAAUUAUUCAAUUAUUAAAAAUGUUGUAAAAUCCACGAAUAGACAAUACAAAAGGUAAAUAUGUCUACAGUACAUAAAAUACAUAGUCCUCGAUUUAUUUUUCAACAUUACAAUCCCACCUUGGAUACUAGAUACUAUACUCUUUUCACGUAUUUCUAUGUAAAGUUUAAAAUUACUGGAAAAAAAAAAUUCUUUAAUGCUUUCUAACAUUAUUACAGAAAUUGCCUUUCCUGAAAAAUAACACAUAGUGCACACAACAGAAUAACCAUAAACAUCCACACUGUUUGAUAAUCUAUAGAUUUCUUUCGUCUAUUUGAUAUUUGGAACAAAAUCCUAAUGUCAAAAAUGGUAUAUAGUUCGCUCCGUUCAUUCAAAUCGUUAGUGUUGUCACCCAGAAAAAAUUACCCAUGUCAAUGUAUAGCAAAAAAACGACUCAUUGUGCUGGCAACAAAUUGGUCAGUUUUUAACAAACUGACCAAUUUGUUGACCAAAUUGUCAACAAAACAAUUUUCAAUUGCCAAAUUAAACCAUAGCCAAAUUUGGUUAAAUUUGGCAAUUGAAAAUUGUUUUGUUGAAUGAAUGUAUUUAAAUCGUGUAAUGGUCUCGUACGUGAAGUUGGCAGUAAUGUGGUGACGCAAAGUGCCAUUAAAGUUAAGAAGAAGAAGAAGAGUAAACAAGACAGAUCCAUCAUCAUCUUUCAUUUAUUUCAUUUUCAUUUUACAUGUAGAAAUUAAUUAAUUUACUUGACAUUGGCAGAAUUGUGCGAAAUGCGCAGAUAAGCCAUUAAUAAAAGAAGAAGAAGAGUAAACAACUUGUUAAUGUUUUAACUAUAGUUAAGUUAACAAAUGGUGAAAUGUCAUUUGACUACGGAUCAAAAAACUGGCCCUUAAUACAAGAUUUAUUUAAUGAUCAAUGAUAAAUUCAAUACUGUUUGUAAAUUGGAACCAAGUGA